AUGAAUAGACAAGAUUAUUAAAGAGGUAAUAUGAACGAUCCUGAUGAUUAUGAAGAUCAAGGGCAAUAUUCUAACAAGCUAUACUCAAGAGGAUAUGGAUAAAGAGGAAACGAAGAUGAGCAUGAUGAUGAUCAUGAGGAUUAUGGGUAAAAUAGAGAUAGUGAAAAUAAUUAUUAUGGAGAGUAAGAUGGAUAAGAUCCUCUUUUGAGAUUGCAGAAAUAUAUUGGAAGAGAAUAAAUAUCACUAGAAACAUUUUGGGACAGUACUUAAACUUAAGUACUUCCAGACUAAUUUUUUGAUUUUUGCAAGAAGAAAGCAAUUAAAUUUGAUGAGAGAGAGAAGCAAGUUCUAAUGAAAUAUUUAUGUGACGAUAACAAUUACAUUACUUUUCAAUAACUGUGUUAAUAAAUACCAUUUUGGAAAAAUGAUGAGGGAGUUAUGACUGAAUUUUUGAAGUAAAAGACUCAAGAAAAAGCAGAUAAUUCUAAAAACAACGCUAAGAAAUAGUUUAGGAAAUAGCAAUUUAAUAUAAGACCAGCAAGCAGUAUUAAUCCAUAGCAAAAACGUCCAAUUAGCUCAAUUUCGUAGCAUAAUCUAAAGGUUGCUAAGGAAUAAGAAUAAAUAGAAAUCCCAAAGGCUCUUGCUCCUAAUAAAUCUAAAUACUACUUAUAAAAGCAUAAAGAAAGAGAAAAAGAAAUAGAUAGAUUACUAAAAUUAACAAUCAGUAAAGGAAGAAAUGAGUAUGAAUAUGAGAUGCUCAUUAAGAUGGGUGAAGCAAAUGAACUCAGUUAAUAACUCAACAGCAAAGUUACUUAUAGAGCUUAUCGUAGUGCUCAAGGAGAUCUUAAAGUGCACAUCUAUGAAUUAGAUAAGUAUAAAACCUCGAUGACAUUAGAAGAAUUUCAAAGAGAAUAUAAUGCUCUCAAAAACAAAUAUAAUGAAACUAGAAAUUUAAGAAUAUGGGAAGUCUUAAGUGAAAAUAAAAAGUCUAAACCAAAAGAAUUUAAUAAAUAAUCCAAAGAAGAGUUUCAGCAGACAUCUGACACAAAUAAUAGAGGAAAAAUAAAUAUUUAAGCUAGACAUAAUGAAUUAAAAGGGGUUCUUCUUAAAACAAUGGAAUUAACAAUUGUUUUAAAAGAGUAGUUAGCAGUUAUAAAUAGUGUAAUUAAUAAUAAAAAGAAAAAGAGACCAUAGUCUACAACUCAAAAAUAAAGCAAUAGUAUCAAAAAUACAGAAAACAUGUGA
Tetrahymena thermophila SB210 is the source of this 1245-nucleotide messenger RNA. RefSeq lists its product as hypothetical. The transcript is spliced from 8 exons. Lineage: Eukaryota; Ciliophora; Oligohymenophorea; Hymenostomatida; Tetrahymenidae. The record is from RefSeq and is a predicted model, not a curated record.